This is a messenger RNA of Aspergillus homomorphus CBS 101889, 2679 nucleotides long. RefSeq names its product putative C2H2 zinc finger domain protein. The coding region runs from base 1 to 2679 and encodes 892 amino acids. The record is from RefSeq and is a predicted model, not a curated record. The transcript has 3 exons. NCBI's taxonomy places the organism in Eukaryota, Fungi, Ascomycota, Eurotiomycetes, Eurotiales, Aspergillaceae.
AUGAAUGACGAUCCGAGCAACAAUGCCUGGUCUAUGCCAUUCACCUAUCCAAAUGAUCAGACUCAGGCGGACCAUGGCCAUCUCAUGCCUACUGGAGCCUACGGGGUCAGCUCAUCGCAACCCAGUCCAUCGUCGAUUCCCUCCCUCGAGUCUCCUGCGAUUAGUAUAAGCCCCUCGGAGGACAUUCUUCCCCCAGACUUUGGAAUCCCUCUCUUCCCCGAGCCUCCAACCAACCUUUUAGCAGGGGUCCAGGCUCCAUUCAACAGCGAGAUUCCUUUAGCCGCCACGGCCAACUACGACACCGCAACUGACCCGCUAUACUUGGCACCUAAUGUCCAGCCAUCAAACGAAAUAUACCCGGAUCAACUCAAGCACGCCGUGGAUAACCUGAUGAACACAGUCCAGAGCGUCGUACUGCAGCGUCGCGUACCCCAGUUACACGAUGCCAAAGACUUCCUGCGAGUCUCCUGGAACAGGCUGGAUGGAAUGAUCCAGCAGCAGAUCGACAUAUCCGAAAGGCUGGCCGAGCCCGGCUCCAGGAUUAACAAGUAUUUGUGUCUGCUCUGCCCGAGUGGGCAGCGCAAACAGUUCACCACCCGUGCCUCAUUCCGGCGGCAUGUUUCCUAUGAGCACUGCCCUCGGUUUAUCUACCGUUGUCUGGAUGACCAUUGCGCGUGGAAGACGAGCCGCAAGGACAAGGUUCACUCGCACUUGCGAAUUGCUCACGGGUUUCGGUGGCGAGCCACCCGGGAGCAGAUCAAUAUUAUCGAGACUCGCAUGCGGCCACCCCGUGCAUGUGGCCUGUGUUCCAGGCCUGUGGACUCAUGGGAAGGCUACUUCAAGUGUGUUUCGGAGCAUUGCCGGUUAUCAGGAAGCAGCUCGACGAGCACCAGCGCCAGUCAGAGUCGGCGAAAUAGUGAUGACCGUGGACGAGGUAGUGGAGGUCCUGGCCAUGGCCCUAAUGAAUUCCAGUUUCCGGGAAGUGGCUUCGGAGCGAAUGAUGGGCAUGCUUCGUCUGCCUCUGGGAAUGGCAGUAUGGGCUCGAGCUUUUUCGGCUCCGGGUAUCACAACAACCAGUAUGCGGAUGGAGCAACUCAUGGUGUGAGCAGCUCAGAGCUGGCAACUCACAUGCAGAGUCCUUCCAACUCGGAUCUAAUCGCUGAGCUCGAAUCACCAGACCCUCUAUCGGCCGAGGAACCGCUUUCUGGCGGUAAUUUCUGUGCUAAACGAACAAGUCUUACAAAUCAGCAUCGGUCGAUGAUCGAGGCGAUGGGGUCGACCAAUUGUAGACAACGACACAUGGUGGACUCUAUCUCUAACAUCCGAGAGCGGCCACCCAAUACCUCUGCACCCAGACAGCCCGUUGUGAGGGGCGGUCUAGCUGAUGCGGCGCAGAGCAAGCUUCCUGAUGGCCAAGAAGAGCUUCCGCGAGACCGAGAUGAGGGUGCUCUAGAAAAGAAGUGCAACACCUGUGGCCAUGUUUUUGACUCAUGCACACAGUGCCGCCAUUCAGAUACUCUUACUGGAAAAUGCCAUCAAUGUGCACAUCGGGCUCGCGUCAAAGCAGGCGUCCUAGACAUGCAGACAUGUCGGAACACCGGCCGGGCUUUUAGUGAGACUAACCAGGACGUUUCGGCCUUCGCUAUCAGGAAUGCAACUUUGUCGCUAUCAUCGACCCGUGAUGAACCAAAUCAGGCUAUCAGCCCUUCUAGCUCUCAUGGUAGAUAUCUACCUGGUGGAGCUUCUUCGGUUUUUCAUGUGUCUAUUGUAUCGUUGGAUCACACCACGGCCAAGCCAGAUGACAAGAGCCACAAGCAUCGCUCAUCAAGGCCGCGGCUCUCUCUAAUAACGAAAAUCUUGCUUGAUACCAAUCAGGCAUUGUCGGCCAAAGGUAUUUCCCACGAAGCACACGCAAUCGACGUCCAUACUCAGAGGAGAUGCCUACCGAUGAAACUGCAUGAGCCGCCGAUGCUCGAAACAGCGACUGUAGGUCGAGGGAUGGCGGAUAUCACAAUCCGCAAAGAAGAACCUGACCUAUCUGAUGAUAGAGAGGCAACAUGCGACGAUUCAUACAUCUGCACGCCGCGUGAGAUGACGCUACCGAUUUAUCAUAUGUCGAGCCACGCAACACUACGUGUGAUGUUCAGUUCGUUAUCUGGCAUACUAACUCACCAAAGAGAGCCUAAGCAAGGCACAUCGAUUGAAUCACUGACUCUUGAAGUCACUGACUGCUCGCGGAGUUGGCUUUGCGAGCCACCUCUACAGGAGACGAGGCUCCCUCGACUGACCAAAGAACGAGGCACGCGUAAGAAAGGCACCACCAUGCUACGCGCACGGCUCCACAUAGUCGUCGAGCUGCUUGCACUUCACGCAAUGGCUAUCAAGCGACGGUCCCAGAGAAAGUGCUUGGUUCAUGAUGCUCAUGAAUCCGAGGUUUUUGAUUGCUCGACUCCUGACACCUUUCCUGAGCUGGCAAGCUCAGUUGACGUUGUCUCGCCGCUUUUCGACGCUGUCAUAGCGUUGGACACCUUUGCUAUGGUGAACAUUGUGUCCUCGUGGAUUACAACCGUCGUUCCCGAGACAGAUAUAGAGGGACAGGUGGAGCUGAUGAUGAUUAUGUGGUCGUAUAUUUUUAUGAUCCUCGAGAGCAGCCCGAUAGCUUUGCGUCUCCAGAGUUGA